AAAAAAGUGUUGCGAUGUCAAAAUUUGCUGUACCUACUGGUGUAAUGUGAUCAAAUUUUCCGCUGGAACUAAUUAGAUAAAAUUACACUACUAAGUAGGUAAUCGAAUUUUACCGCUAUCAUAAUUUUAUCGUGCUCGUGGACAACACUAUCGAUUUAAUAAAUUAUCUCCGAAAAGAUACACCACUGACGCCACGGACGACUAAAGGAGUCGCCUAGUGAUGUGAAAAAUCGAUGUCAUUGAAAUCAUUUAAAAGGUUUUUUUUAUGUGUUUAUAUAUUUGAAUUGCAUUAUUUUUGGUUAAAAUCAAGUAAUAUGUAUUGUUUGAUGUUUAUGUGUGGUAACGGGAAAAAUUAAACAAGGAAUAAAUAAGGUUCGUUUUUUUUUUAAUAUUUUUUCGAUAACUAUUUACCCAACCCUAUCCUCAAAGUGCCGCCGUUUUCGCAAAAAGUACCCGUGGCGUCGGUGACACGUUUGUCGGUUUUGCUUAUGGCGGUCAAAGGGUUAAAGUCAUCUUCGGCUAUCUCAACGGGAAGCAAUUCGAUACGACGUAAUUUUUUGCCAUUUCUAAUAUUUUUAAUGUUUGAAUUAAGCGGUCGUCCUCUGCGAGUUGGUGUAAAACCUCUGCUAUCUUCCUUCAUUAGAAUGUCUGCCACCAUUAGUUUAAAAUCCAGCAAGGGCAUGUACAAUUCUCCCUUUUGUUUAGAUCUGCGUCGCCAUAAUAUCCAACUAUUGACACAGGUUAGGUCAAUAAAAUGGAAAAAUAACCUGUGAUACCACUUUUUGCUUCGGAUUUUAAUUCUGUAAAAACGAAGCAUGGAAUCCAGCAAGACCACACCACCCAUAUAAUAGGGGAUAUGCAUAAAAUUUUAAAUGGCCUAAAGUAUUUUUUUCUCGAAUACUUAUUACCGUCAUAUUAUAUUUGUCCCAAAUAUAUUUAUAUUUAUAUUUUAUAAUCGAAAGGUUUUUUUUUCAUUUACUUAUUAUUUAAACCCCUAAAUUAUUAUCCAAAAAGUGCAAAAUAACGGCGCGAAAUUCAAGAUAGCAAAACGCGCCACCAUUGGUCGAACAAAAUGUGACGUCAUGCGGCACAACAUUGAAUUUAUCGGUAUCGAAGCUCCUAUUGUGUAGUGAGAAAAAUAUUUAAAGUUGUUUUCUUGUGCUGAUUGUAGUGGAGUUUAGUUUAGAUUAGUAGUAAAUGUAGAACGAUGACUGAAGCUGGUUUUGUCAAAGCACAAUCGGACAAUCUACCGAAAAUAGAUGCAUUUAUGAUGACAUCAUAUUUUGCAUCAAAUCCCGAUUUUACGAGCGCAGAGAUCAGAGGAGUGAAAGCUGCAAGGUCUACACGAGAAUCUUACGGUGAUUCAGCAGUUGGAUAUGUCCAAGUAAAACGAGAUGGAGACAUAUGUGUUGUUAAGGCUCGGAUUACACCUAAGCAUAAUGUACGACAAAAAUGUUAUGCUGUAAUUUGCACUUGCAAUGAAACAGAAGAAACUAUUCUCUCUGUUCAAUGUGAGGAUUGUGCUGCACAUUUAGGUGGAUGUAAGCAUUCUAUAACUUUUUUAGCAUGGCUACAUCGGCGUAGUGAAGAUCUAUCAACAACAAGCAUUGAGUGUUAUUGGAAAAAAUCCAAAUUAUCAUCGGUUGGUACUAGCCAGAAAAUUAUAAAAGCUAAAGAUAUGUAUACAAAAACACCUAAACAUGACCUUGUGCCAACAUCUUCGAAUAGUGAAAGCUUUCUCACGGUUGUGAAAAAUAAUUGCACUUUGGUUGGUGAUAUAAACAAUCAUUUAAUUAAGUUUUAUACAGCGCCCAGCACAGUGGAAAAAUUGUCAAUACACCAUCUUCUGUCCACAAGCACAGCUACAAACCCUGCUGAUUUUAUAGAAUAUUGCCAAACGAUUAUGACAGCAGAUGCAUGCAAAGAAGCUGCAAUAGCUACUUUAGACCAAAAUGAUUGUCCAUUGUGGCACGAGUUGAGAUAUGGAAGAAUCACAGCUUCAAAAGCUUAUGAAGCUGCUCAUUGCCAAACUAUUGAUGGAACAUUAAUGGAGACCAUUUUAGGAGCAUGUAAAUUGAAGGACACGGAGGCUAUGAAAAGGGGAAGAUUGUUGGAAAGUCAGGUUUUAAAGGAAGUAGAAAAAAAAUGUAAUAUAAAAAUAGAUAAAUGUGGAUUAAAGUUAAGUAGUACAUAUCCUAUUAUGGGUGCUUCUCCAGAUGGUGAAAGUAGUGUGUAUAGUAUAGAAAUAAAGUGCCCAACAUCAGUAAAAGCAAUGGGACGAUAUAUAAGCUCAGAAAAUAAAGUGACUGCCAAAUACAUGGCACAAGUGCAACUGCAGAUGCAUUUUUCUAAUAAAGUAAAGGCACUGUUUUGUGUUGCUGAUCCAGAUUUUGAAAAAACUAAAAAAAUAUUAAUCAUAGAAGUCAACUACGACCAGCAACUAUGUGAAAAUUUGUUAGAAAAAUGCAACAUUUUUUGGAUUAAAGCCAUCUUUCCUAAACUAUUUAUGAAUAGAUAG
Messenger RNA from Amyelois transitella, 2518 nucleotides. RefSeq lists its product as uncharacterized. The record is from RefSeq and is a predicted model, not a curated record. NCBI's taxonomy places the organism in Eukaryota, Metazoa, Arthropoda, Insecta, Lepidoptera, Pyralidae. The transcript has 4 exons. The coding region runs from base 1208 to 2518 and encodes 436 amino acids.